Messenger RNA from Chlorella variabilis, 609 nucleotides. RefSeq lists its product as hypothetical. The coding region runs from base 1 to 609 and encodes 202 amino acids. Lineage: Eukaryota; Viridiplantae; Chlorophyta; Trebouxiophyceae; Chlorellales; Chlorellaceae. The record is from RefSeq and is a predicted model, not a curated record. The transcript has 2 exons.
AUGCCGCCGCCCGCGCGCCGCCGCGGCGGCGCCGCCACCGCCGCCCUGCUCCUUCUCGGCCUGCUGCUGCUGUCCGCCGGGCCGCGCCUGGCGGCGGCCAACCACGAGGAGGACGAGAGCCCCAGCCCUAGCCCCAGCCCCAGCCCAGAAGCCUCCGACGGUGGCGACGGCGACGACGCGCCCCCUCCCGCACCUCCAUCAACCCCAGACGACGGCGACUUGGUGGAUUCGGAUGUCGACCUGGGAGACACCAACUCCACCCUGACCACCGCCAGCGACGAGGACGGCGGCGACGGCGACGGCACCCCCCCCGCGUACAGCGACAAUGCGGAGGGCACGCCGCUGCUGACGCCCAGCACGGCGACCGUGGAGGGGCGGGAGGUGUAUUACGAGGUGCCGCAGGACGCCAAGGGCCUGCUCGUCUUCUUCCACGGCUGCUACCACAACGCGUACGACUUCUGGCCCGAGCAGGAGGCCUGCCCCGAGUGCCGAGGCCUGCCCGAGGAGGUAUCCCACACCAAGCAGGCGCUGGCCAUGGGCUAUGCCUUCGCCGCCAUCAACUCGUUGGACCGGCGGGAGAAGGGCAAAGACAUCAAGUGCUUCUCGUGA